AUGGACAAGUUGAUUGGAGCCCUGCCGGUCAUUGAUAAAGGAGCAGUGGUUGAAGUUGACAUUGAUGAGUACAUCUUCGGUACACAUUUGAGCUUCUUGUUGGGAUGGCUUGUGGGUCCCUUCCGCAAGCUACGCGCGGUGUCCAUCAGAAGUCCGGUGCCCUUCUCAUCAGAAAAUAUCACAGACCCUAAGGUCCCUCCCCGAAGUAUGUGGGUGGCAAUCUUCCAGCAAUGGGCACGCAGCUGUUCUUCGCUGGAACAUCUGAUGCUUAACUGUGACCCGAGGGAUGUGAUCCGAGCACUACCCGCCUUUGAAAAGAUGUCGAGGUUAUGGUUGGUGAUCCCCACCACCAGGCAAGACAUGUCAGCCACGCAAGUGUUGGAAGACUUGGCUGACUGCUCAACCUCACUGCCAGCUUUGGAGUCUAUCCGGUUAGCGAUUGAAUCUGGCAGUGUGGAGCUCGCGCCCUCACUGCAACGCUGCCUGACUGCAUUUCCUGUCACUGGUGUGACGAUCGGCUCUUUGCGCAGGAGGGGCUGGGUAAGCCCGUGGGCGUCGGACGUGGCCCGGAUCGCUUGGCCUUCCACGUGCUGGUCAGUUUGCCUUGACAUCGCGCUUUCAGGCGAAGACUUGUGCAACUUGGCCGAGCAGCUCUCCCUCAGUAACGUAAGCUGCCUGCGCGUGUCUCUUUGCGCCGACCCACCCGCUGCAGCAGCGGCUGUUGAAACGUUUCUGGCUUCCUUGGACAGAUCCCAGCUUGAUGAGGUUUACGUGAGCGUCCUUCACGAGCCUUCAGAUGAUUAUCUCAGGGCCCUGCGAAAUGGCGCUGCAAGCCUGAUCCGAAACUUGCAGCUACUGCGGGCGCUCGUGAUCAGUGAUGAUUCGGAAGAGCCUUUGUUGUUGGGCCUCGACAGUCUUGCUGCAGAACACGGCGUGUCGCUGACAGACUCUGGUUAG
Symbiodinium natans is the source of this 957-nucleotide messenger RNA. The record is from the annotation of a GenBank genome assembly. Lineage: Eukaryota; Dinophyceae; Suessiales; Symbiodiniaceae.